ACAUAGAGAAGUAGCAACACAGACUAGCUUCUGGCACAUUACUGGUCACCAGUAAGCUCCCAGACACCAUGGUGCAUUUUACUGCUGAGGAGAAGGUUGCUGUUGUUAGCCUGUGGGCCAAGGUGAACGUAGAGUUGGUUGGAGGCGAGGUCCUGGGAAGGCUCCUGGUUGUUUAUCCAUGGACCCAGAGGUUCUUUGACAGUUUUGGCAACUUGUCCUCUGAGUCUGCAAUAAUGGGCAACCCCAAGGUCAAGGCCCAUGGCAAGAAGGUGCUGAGCUCCUUUGGAAAUGCUGUUAAACAUAUGGAUGACCUCAAGGACACCUUUGCUGAGCUGAGUGAGCUGCACUGUGACAAGCUGCAUGUGGAUCCCGAGAACUUCAAGCUUCUAGGCAACAUGAUAUCGAUUGUCUUGGCAACCCACUUCAGCAAGGAGUUUACCCCCCACAUGCAGGCGGCUUGGCAGAAGCUGACAACUGCUGUGGCGAAUGCUCUGGCCCACAAGUACCACUGA
This is a messenger RNA of Zalophus californianus (California sea lion), 512 nucleotides long. Its product is annotated as hemoglobin subunit epsilon-2. Gene Ontology annotation, molecular function: oxygen carrier activity; heme binding; oxygen binding. Lineage: Eukaryota; Metazoa; Chordata; Mammalia; Carnivora; Otariidae. The record is from RefSeq and is a predicted model, not a curated record. The transcript is spliced from 3 exons. Gene Ontology annotation, cellular component: hemoglobin complex; blood microparticle; haptoglobin-hemoglobin complex. The coding region runs from base 69 to 512 and encodes 147 amino acids. Gene Ontology annotation, biological process: hydrogen peroxide catabolic process; oxygen transport.